GAAUUUACGUGCGAGCACUACGCGAAGAAAGCCGAACACAAAGUGAAGAAGAAGACUUUUUAGCUUCGUGUGUGAAAAGUUACGCAUUUGUUUUCCAUCUCUAGUAAAAAUUGCAAUUUUAUCAUUUAAUUCCAUUAGUAUUUGCUACGAAAAGUGCAGAGAAAUCUUCAUUGGACUUCGUAGUAGACAGCUUCAUUGGAAUUUUCGGGUUAAUUUUCGCGUUAAAAUUGAAGAAAGAUUGAGAAAAAGUAUAAACAAAGGAAAGGUAAGUUGUAAGUGUGGAGUACCGCGAUGGCUGACGUGUCAGCAUCCGGAGUGAAUUCUGCGGGUGCCCCUGCGGGAAAUGUUCUCGGGAAUACAUCCGUGCCUCCGCCACCGUUACCCCAGUCGAACAAUCAGCAGCAGCAGCAGCAGUGGCAGAUGUACAAUCAAUACGCCAAUAUGUAUGGAUUUAAUCCGCAAUACGCGCAGUACUACAAUGCGUACUAUCAGCAUGUUCAGCAUUACCUGAAUCAGCAGCAAGGUCACUACCCACAAGGGAAGCUGCAGCAGGGUCAGAUGGGUGUUGUGGGUAAUACUUCGGGGGGUGCUUUUACAAAUACCCCAGUGGCACCGCCGGAAAAGCGUCCGGAAGACAAUCCGCCACUCCCAGCGGGUCCUCCUCCGCCACCAUCACCAUCAUUCUCAGCGCCCCGUCCGUCGUUUUUCAAUGGAAAUCAACCCCCACAGCAGCAACCGUCGAAAUUUGGCCCCAUUCGCUUCAACAUCAACCGGCCGACAAAGCAAAAUAACUACCAGCAGCAGCAGCAGCACAACAACAACAUGUCCGGAAUGGGGCAGCAGAAGCAGAAUAAUCAUCAAAUGUUUGGGAAUGCGCAAAAGAAGAAGCGUAAGAAGAAUAAGAAUAAGCAGCAGCAACAGCAAGGAGGAGGAGGAGGAGGAGGUUUCACGGAAAGUCAAGCACAACCUGUGCCUCCACCUCCACCAUCAAUUGGGCCUGAUUUAUCUAAACCACCGCCACCACUUCCUCCUGCAAUCAAUGAUGUUGCCCCAUCUGCCGCAGCAACUGCCGUGGAUACACCUCCGUCGUCAUUUACAAAGAAAAUCGCCCCAGGCCCACCGAAUCCCUUCAAUAAUCCCACAGAUGCAUGGCCAGAGAGUCUCAACAGCUACGUCACGCGAUGCUACGCCAAAUGCAAGACGGACUUUGAUAAAGAUCAAAUUGGGAUUUGUCUAAAGGGGCGAAUAACAGCGGCUGCAAAUAAAGGUGAAUUGUGGACAAAGGAUUGGGACAACGAACCCAUACCGAGUGUACAUAGUGAGAGGAAUUCAAUUCUCGUGCAGAGGCCACCGGUUUCGGGGGUAUUGACGCAAUACCAGAAAUCCAGUGGUGGUGCGUCGGGGAAACAGGGUGGUGGUGCAUCGGCAAAGAAGGGUAUUUCGCAAAGUUUAGGAGCACGCCUCGGGUCAAAGGCCAGCCGUGUGAGUCGUUCGAGAUCGCGAUCGCCACGAUUAAGGCGUCGCUCCUCGCGUAGUUCGUCAUCGAGUCCGCGACGGAAGCGUCGUAGUACGAGUUCGAGCAGUGAUGCAUCAUCGUCGUACCGUAGCGGUAAGGGGGGUGGUGCUAAAGCCAACAAAUUCCCCAGUGGCGGUAGCAAGAGUAAGAAGGCAAAGAAGGGAUCCCCGUCGCGUAGAGCGCCCUUCUAUAGUGCAAAUGGUGUCAUUGGGGGUGCCGUCGAGGGGGAUGUUAAGCGUCUACAGCAGAGAGCGGCAAGAUUCAAUAGGCCAAGUGUACAGUCGAGUGUUGUUGCCACCCCGAAUCCCUUCAGCAGCAAUAAGCACAAAAAACUCCAAAUGCCCAGCAUCUAUCGUCCCUAUGUGGAUGAUGCCGACGAUGGGAAUCACUUUGAUUUUACGGACAUUCACAUUGUGGGCACAUGCAGGGAUGUGGAGAAAUCCUUCCUGAGGCUCACAAAGGCCCCAGAACCCAAUGAAGUGCGUCCCGUGGAUGUUCUCAAGGUUUCCCUGGCAAAUGUUAAGGCUAAAUGGGUGGAGAAACAAGACUAUUUCUAUGCGUGUGAUCAACUUAAAUCCAUCAGACAGGAUCUCACGGUCCAGGGGAUCCGUGAUAGUUUCACCGUGGAAGUUUAUGAGACACACGCAAGAAUAGCCAUGGAAAAGGGUGAUCAUGAGGAAUUUAAUCAGUGUCAAACGCAAUUGAAGAUGCUUUAUGGUGAGGUGGGGGGUGAAAAUUGCUUUGAAUUCACUGGCUACCGGAUACUCUACUAUAUCUUCACCAAAAACACACUCGACUUGACUACGAUCUUGAAAUCUCUGACAGUGCAAAUGCGUGAAAAUAUAUCCGUAGCCCAUGCCCUUGAAUUACGUACGGCAUGGGCUUUGGGUAAUUAUUGCAAAUUUUUCCAAUUAUACAAAUCCGCCCCCCUUAUGGCUGGCUACCUAAUCGACUGGUUUGUUGAUAGGGAACGUAAGCUGGCACUUAAGAAUAUUGUCAAAGCUUAUCGCCCAAAUAUUCCUGUGGAAUUUAUUGCGAAAAUCCUGGCAUUUGAUUCAACGCAAAAAUGUUUGGAUUGGCUGGAACCGUUUGAGCUCGCCUAUAUCACGGCUGAGGGAGUUAAGGUGCAAGUUGACUGCAAAACAAGCAUGAAUACCAUUGGAAAUAUCUAAAUUGUGAAAAGAAAAGAAAAACGGAGAAAGUUUGUGGGGGAGGGAAAUAAGUGAUGAUGAUGCUGCUGCUGCUGAUGGACAUCGUUUGUAGUGGAUUUGUGCACGGGAUGCUGAUGGCUGCUUUUGUAUAUCGACGUGGGAGGAAACGGUGGAUGGAGGAAGAAAAAAAAUGAAGGACAAUUUACUUUUCAUUUUUAAUAGUGAUGAAAGAAAUUUCUUUCAAAAGUGCCAAAAAGGACACUGAAAGAAAAAAAAAGUAAUUCAUUAGGAAAAAAAAAAUAGUGUGUGAACGGACAUUUUAAUUUAAUAGUUUUAAUUGAAAAGAAAAAAGACUUUUAAGGCAGAUUUAAAAAAAAAGGGAAUAAGUGUGAACGAGAGAAACAGAAAAGAACAUUGGGAUGGGAUUGAAAGACUUUAAAAACAAACACAACAAAGAAAAAAACCCUUAAUUAAUAAUUUCUUAAACUAAUCGUGCGAUUGUGAUAAGAAAAAGUUUCGAUAAGAGAAACAAAAAAUUACCGCGAUAAGAGACACUGAAGGAAAAGAAGAAAAUUCCGGAUGGCACGCAAUUAGAUUUUUUUAAGGAAGGAGAGAAGAAGAUUAUUUUGUGUAUGUGUGUAUAUAAUAAUGUAAAUUUCCAGCCCACUUAGGAGCAAUCAACUCCCUCCACAAUAAUGUGGAGGAGGAUCUACCUGAUGAGAGCACACCAUCAUCACACACAAUGCAAAACAAUCCAAAGUCCCCAGCGAAUGUUCCUCAAAGUAAAAAAAGAAAAAUCCUUAAUCCCAAAAACUUAUCCUUUCUAAGCAACUCAAAUUGAAUUUCCUUCUCUCUCUAAAAUAUCAAUUUUUUUGCCCAAAUUCCUCAUUCUCUGCUUGCGCAGAAAUGGGAAUAAAAAGAGCAAAAAGUGGAUUCCUGUCUUAAGAUAAUUCCCACGCGAAGAACUGAAGAGAGCAUCUCUUGGAUAAACGUCGCAACAACGUAAAAAAAUUACAUACCUAUCUUUAUUUUUUUUUCUAUCUCUCUGUGCAGAUAAAAUUUCCCUCAAAGUUCUUUUUUAUUAACUUUUUUUAAUUUAUUCUAAAUAAGUUAUUGAUUUAAUGUUUUGUUUUAUUGAGAUUGGCUAAUGAGAAUUGCUGGAUUUUUAUGAGAUUAUUCGUUUUUUUUAACAAUUAUUAUUUUUUUUCCUCAUAAAAAUUGUAUUUCAUUUUUUAUUCUUUAAAAUUUGCAUCAAAGAAUGAGAAAAUCAGCAUAAAAAAUUUUAUUUCAUUUGAGGGAAAAAACAAAGAUAUUUUAUGUACAUAGAGGUUGAAAAUAAUAAUUAAUAAAGUAAUUUGAAAAAAAAAAUAAA
This is a messenger RNA of Lutzomyia longipalpis, 4039 nucleotides long. Its product is annotated as leukocyte receptor cluster member 8 homolog. The transcript is spliced from 5 exons. Gene Ontology annotation, cellular component: nucleus. The coding region runs from base 292 to 2688 and encodes 798 amino acids. The record is from RefSeq and is a predicted model, not a curated record. Lineage: Eukaryota; Metazoa; Arthropoda; Insecta; Diptera; Psychodidae.